Acanthaster planci (crown-of-thorns starfish) is the source of this 993-nucleotide messenger RNA. RefSeq names its product allatostatin-A receptor-like. The record is from RefSeq and is a predicted model, not a curated record. Gene Ontology annotation, cellular component: membrane. Gene Ontology annotation, biological process: G protein-coupled receptor signaling pathway. Gene Ontology annotation, molecular function: G protein-coupled receptor activity. Lineage: Eukaryota; Metazoa; Echinodermata; Asteroidea; Valvatida; Acanthasteridae.
AUGGAAGGAGAUCUCGUCUUGAGAAUUGUGCGGACCAUCGUGGGAUGUCUCGGUAUCGUUGGAAACGGUCUAGUCUGCUUGGUCAUCGCUAAGGUGUCCGUCAUGAGGACUGUUACAAACGCUUUCAUCUUCAACCAAGCUGUCAUCGACUUGCUUGCCUCGCUAUCCCUGAUCAUUAGCAGUAACUGCUUCUUCGUGAUGCCCAGUGACCCAGCACUCGCUGUCUUGUACUGCUAUAUCUGGGAGACGGGCUACUAUCUCUGGGCAUUCUUUGUCGCUUCCUCCUUUAAUCUCGCGGUGCUCACCUUAGAACGUUACGUUGCCAUCGUCUUCCCGUUCAAAUACGUCAAGCUGUUCGGUGCAAAACAAGUCGGCUUGAUCAUCGCUUCUGUUUGGUUGACCUCCGUGGGAUACAAAGCCUACUUGUUCACCACUCGAGAGAUCACGGACCACAAAUGCCUGCCUCGAGAUGUGGCGGCGCCGGAGCUGCUUGGCGUCGCUACCAUUUGCAUCGAGUACUUUUUCCCGCUGGUCUUCAUGGGCUUCUGCUAUUUCCGGAUCAUACUCUGUUUGAAGCGCGGGGCGGCUCGUAUCGCCCAGCAAUCUUCCUCGCCUCGACACGGUGGGGAGUCGCUCAGGGGCUCGCUGGUCCGAGCUAAGCGCAACACCAUCAAAACAUUGAUAAUGGUCUUCUUGUCGUACAUGGUGUGCUGGUCGGCCAAUCAGAUUAUCUACCUAAUGUACAACCUGGGCUGGCCGCUGGAUUUCACGGGCACUUUUUAUGUCUUCUCAGUCUCUCUUGCCGCCUUCAACUCUUGCAUCAACCCUUUCAUCUACUCCAUCAAAUACCGUCAGUUUAAAAGAAGCGCAAGAAUCUUAUUGAUGCCUUGCAUCCCUACCCGGAGAAAUCGCAUCGCGGUGGCCUCAACUUCAUUAAAUAUUGCAACCAGAGGACGAGGAGGUUCCCGAGCAGUGCCAAAUGAACCUGGCUGA